Molecule: messenger RNA, 2313 nt
Organism: Symbiodinium sp. CCMP2456
Lineage: Eukaryota; Dinophyceae; Suessiales; Symbiodiniaceae
Source: the annotation of a GenBank genome assembly
AUGGCGGAGGAGGAACUUUCGAACUACCGAGACGCCGGCGACGACCUUGGUCAGGGCUGCAUGCUGCUCUCGAUGGCGGAAGCCGCCUGUGCCUACCGGGGAAGCUCCAAGCGCGACGAGGCCAUAGCUUUGCUUCCCUUAGACCUUAGGUGGGUAGAAUGUGCGGUCUUCAAAGCACUUGAGAACGCCGAAGAAGCGCUGGCGAUUUUCCGCGAGGUCAAGGAUCCCAAGUACGAAGGUCUCGCAGCGCUCAGUGUCGCAGAGGUGUACUUCCGUAAGCGGAACUUCCACGCGGCGCGAAGGGCUGCAGCUGAGGCCACCGAGAUCUUUAAGGGCAUCGAUGACAAGCUCUGCCAGGCCAUGUCUCUACACAUGGGCGCGGCCACCGAAGCAAGGGCAGGUGUCUUAGAGAUGGCCAUCCGACUUGGCCGAAAGUCGUUGAAGAUCUUGCAAGAAAGCGGCUCCAAGAAGCAGCAGAUGGCGAGUCUGCUCGCUCUGGGCCAGUUCUACCUCAUGCGGGAGGACGCCCGGCUUUCACUCUCCAUGGGUGAGGCCGCGAUGGCACUCCUUCAGGAGCUAGAUGACGCAAUCUCCUGGGAGGGCGUCGCCAUCGGCUUCCUCGUAGAAGCGUACAUCCUCAACAACCAGUCCGAAAAGGCCGUGCAGCUCUGCAAGGAUGCCUUGGAGCGCGCGCGGCCGCGAACGGAUCAGAAGAGGGAGACCGUCUACCUCCUGCACCAUCUGAUCCAUGCUUUGUCCGUCUACGGCGACAUUGACCAAGUACUCGAGGUCUCAGACGAAGCCCUGGCAUUAUCUACAGAGGUUGGCUGCAUGCGCUUGAAAGCGCACGUCUACGAAGAGCUUAGCCACGCUCAUCUGCUGGCAGAGCAGAACAACGACGCGCUCUAUGCCGCGAAGGAAGCAGUGGGCCUGCUCAAAGAUCUGGGCGCGGACCACGAUGAGAUCACCACGCGACUCCAGGUCCUCACGAAAGUCUUGAUCAUCCAGGAUAACUACCAGGAGGCCCACAACCAGAUCGAGAUGGCCAAGGACAUAGCGCAGAAAAUCGAAGAGAAGCCUUUGGAGGCUUUCUGUCUCUCCAUCCAGUCCCGUGUGCAGGCCCUCCUCGGCGAUCCCGAGGGUGGCGUCAAGGCGGCGGACCUGGCCAUCGACAUGUUCAAGGAGGAUGGUGACAGGAGAGGUGAAUGCCGUGUGUGGGAGGGCCUCUCAGAGAUUCACAUGACCGCAAAUGACUUCUCUUCCGCGCUGCGAGCUGCAAAGCGAGCAGAGACUCUCUGCGCGGACGUGGGAGACACACGCUUGAUGGCAAGGAUGAAGCACACGACGUCGAUGGUGCAUAUGUCGGCUGACGCUCAUGAUGAGGCGAAAGCUGCCAUUACCGAAGCGAUCAAGCUCUCACGGGCAGAUGAUGACAUGAGAGGGACGGUGAAGUACAUCUUCCUGGCCAUGGACAUCUGGGUAACGUCGCUGACAGCGAUGGACCCAGAGGACAAGAGCAAGGUCCGCAUCUACAGGCAGGGCUGUGAGAAAGCGAUGCGGCUGGCGAAAGAAGGCGUCAAGUUGAGCAUCCGUCUGGAGGAUCGAUAUGCAGAGUGCAUGGCCAACUACUGGGUUGGAACCAUGCAUAUCAUGAUGGGUCGUCCAAAGGAAGCUCGCGUCAACGCCGACGUGUCGCUUGAGAUUGCGAAAUCCAAGCGGGAUAUGCUCAGCGAGAUGUAUGCCCGCGGGCUUCUGGUGCAGAUCUGCCUGCAAGAGAAGGACGUCAAGAGUGCCAAAGAGAAUCUUAAAGACGUGCAGGCCCUUCAGACCUCGAUGGAGCCCUCAAAAAGUUUCAAAGUCAUGGGCUUCCAGGGCCUGGCGGAAGAGCUUGGCGAUCCGCAAGCCAAAGCCAUGGCCGAUCAGCUCAAGGAGCUGGUGCUGGGCUCGGGCGUGCAGGAAGCUGCACCGCAGGCUGCAGCGAUGGCUGCCCCGACACAGGACUUUGCCGGUGUCUCUUCGGCAGCCACCUCUGAAGACUUGGCCUACAUUGCACCAGAUCCACUCACCAUCAAGACUCACAUCAUCGCGAUGGUGAAGAACAUGGUCGGCGGCGGUGACGAGGUUGAUGGUGACACGCCACUCAUGGAGUCCGGUGUGGACAGCCUGGCGAGCGUGGAGCUGCGAACACAGCUGCAAGGGGAGUUCAAGGUCAACUUGCCUUCGACAGUCAUGUUCAACUAUCCCACCAUUGAGGGCUUGACUGGGCUCCUUGUCGACGAGUGCACGCAGAAGAAGAUCACCUGGACUGGUUGA